UCAGUGGGGCGGCCGAGUGAGUGAAGUGUCCGGUGUAGAGCGAUUUAAGUAAUUGAGAGCGGUCAGUGGGGCGGGCGAGGUUUCUUUUUACAAUGGACUUCCCAUUUGGUGUGCUGCGCUCCUGUCCGGCCGAUCUCCAUGAGGAUUGAGUGUCGAUGGGCAGACCUGUGGACCUCACCUAUAACCUAAUAAAUGGCAGAAACUCAGAAACUCCCCUGGUCUUUCUCCAUGGACUCUUGGGCAGUAAAUCAAACUUUCAUUCAAUUUCUAAAGCGUUAUUUCAGCGAACAGGCAGGACGGUGGUGACGGUGGAUAGCCGUAACCAUGGUGAUAGUGGACACAGUCCAGUGAUGACCUAUGAAGCAAUGAGCCUUGAUCUUCAAAACAUGCUGAACAAGUUGGAGCUACCCGAGUGUAUCCUGUUAGGACACAGCAUGGGUGGCAAGAUUGCAAUGACAACAGCACUGCAAAACCCGAGGCUGGUGAAAAAGCUUGUUGUCGUGGACAUCAGUCCGGUUCGAACUAUCUCGCAAACAGCUUUUCCAGAUUAUAUUGCUGCUAUGAAGGCGGUAACUGUGGAUGCCACUUCGUCAAGAUCCUCUGCACGCACCCAAGCUGACAAACAGCUGCAACUUUGCAUCAAGGAUGCCCGUACCCGGCAGUUUAUCUUGACUAAUCUGGUGGAACGCAAUGGUCAGUACAUUUGGAGGGUUAAUCUGGAAGCUAUAGCCAACAGUUUGGAUUACCUCCUGGGCUUCCCAGAUUUCAACACUCCUUUUACUGCUCCUACCAUCUUUUUGGGUGGGGUUAACUCUUCCUAUAUUAGCUCCAAGGAGUAUCCUGAGAUCAAGCGACUGUUUCCUAAUUCUAUUAUCCAACAUGUUCCCGAAGCUGGUCAUUGGGUCCAUUCUGAAAAACCAUAUGACUUUAUAAAUGCCAUCUGUGCAUUUCUGGGGACCAGCUAGCGAACAGUAAUGGACGAAAGGAAAACUCCCUAUGGAGAUCUUCACCAGAUUGAUUUCUUUCAAUUGUGCUGCUUGAUAACAUUUGCCAAGUCUGUUUUGCAGGCUAUAAAGCUGCUUCUAAGUUAACUUGGAACAGAAUGAUCUCUCCAUGACCAUACUGUGAAUGUAAUUAUAAGUUAAGUGUUUAAACACGAA
Molecule: messenger RNA, 1160 nt
Organism: Mobula hypostoma (lesser devil ray)
Lineage: Eukaryota; Metazoa; Chordata; Chondrichthyes; Myliobatiformes; Myliobatidae
Gene: abhd11
Product: abhydrolase domain containing 11
Exons: 6
Coding region: 156-965 (269 amino acids)
Cellular component (GO): mitochondrion
Molecular function (GO): carboxylic ester hydrolase activity
Source: RefSeq, a predicted model, not a curated record